CUCCCGGUAGUACGAACUCAAAGAGCACCAUCUAAACAUCCAUAGACUCCUGCAACUGUCUGGAGACCACACACAUCCAAUUGUCGUCGUAAUCGCAACCCAUUCAGCUCUGAUUGAACCGUGUCUAUCUGCGCUGCGCGUGUGUGUGUUUUUCUUUCUUUUGUCCGCUCUGUCUUGAUUUUUUCCUCUUCAUUUUCUGGGACUAAGACCUGAACCAUCGUCUCCAGAGACCACGCAUAGAACCAAGAGCUGGGUCACGAUGUCUGUUGUUGGCUUGGGGAAGAAGAACUUCAUCUUCUCGAACUGGGCACGUAUCCACUCGUGCAAACCACAGCUGUACUUCCAGCCCUCGACGCUGGAUGAGAUUGUGGCGUUGGUAGCGGAGGCCAAGUCCCACUCAAAGACCCUUCUGACGGUUGGGUCUGGCCAUUCUCCAUCGGACCUCGUCAUGACGGAGGACUGGCUGGUGAACUUGGACAACUACAACAACGUUCUGGAGAUCAGAAGGGACCCAAGUGGCCUGUUUGCUGAUGUCACCGUGGAGGCCGGGAUGAGACUGUACCAGUUGCACAAGCACCUGGCAGAUGAAGGGCUGGCGAUGCAAAACCUGGGCUCGAUCUCGGAGCAGUCCAUCGCAGGCAUCAUCUCCACAGGCACACACGGUGCUUCUCCGUACCAUGGCCUGGUGUCUCAGCAGAUUGUCGACCUGACGUUGGUGAACGGGAAAGGCGAAGUUGUGUACUGCAGCUCUGAUGUGAACCAGGACAUCUUCAGAGCAGCACUGCUCUCACUGGGCAAGAUUGGUAUCAUCGUCAAGGCCACGAUCCGUACAAUCCCUGCUUUCAAGGUGAAGUCGUCCGAGGAGGUGGUGACCUUUGAGACGCUGCUGGAGAAAUGGGAGACGCUGUGGGUCUCGUCAGAGUUCAUCAGGGUAUGGUGGUACCCGUACGCUAAGAAGUGUGUUCUCUGGCGAGGCCAGAAGACAGAAGAGCCAACGACGACCCCUAGACAGAGCUGGUGGGGUACCAAGUUUGGAAGAUUCUUCUACGAGGCACUGCUAUGGAUUGCCGUCAACAUCUAUCCACCGUUCACGCCUGCUAUUGAAAAGUUUGUCUUUAACAGACAGUUCGGUAAGGUUGAGACCGUUGGCGAUGGUGCUGUCAACGUUGCUGGCUCCGUGGAAGCACUGAACAUGGAUUGUCUCUUCUCACAGUUUGUCAACGAAUGGGCGGCUCCUCUGAACAACGGUCCUGAGAUCCUGAGAUCUCUGGAGCACAGCAUCAACGUUGCCGCUGCCAACCAUGACUUCUACGUCCAUGUGCCAGUGGAGAUUCGUUGCUCGAACACCACAAGCACUAACGAGGAGUCGUCAUCAACGGUCCAGGAGGAGAUCAGGGGACGCUCUACAACGUCGCCUGGCCCAGUAAGGGGUAACAACCUGCGCCCUUACCUGGAUAACACACCGAAGUUGAACUACGCUCCGCUCUCUGAUGUCACCAACUCACAGUUGACACUCUACAUCAAUGCAACCAUGUACAGACCUUUCUUCACAAACUCGCCUAUUGGCCAAUGGUACAAGAUCUUUGAAGAGACCAUGGGCGCUGCUGGUGGUAAGCCACACUGGGCUAAGAACUUCAUAGGCUCAACUGAGUGGGCUGAAGGAGAAGCCAAGGAGGAGUCGAAAUACCAGGACGGUGAAAUGAGAGGGUUUGCUACAAAGAAUAGAGAGUGGUUUGGUGAGGACUUGGAGGCGUUCAAGAGGGUGAGAGCGGAGCAAGACCCCGAUGGUGUUUUCCUCAGUUCGAAGCCAUGGUUGGUGAAGAAUGGAAUCAUCUGAUUGCGUUUGCUUGAGAGAGUGUGUGAGAGGGAGAGAGAGCCGGGGAUGAAAGCAAAGAGGAGAGAACGUGGUGAUGGUGUGUGUUUGUUUACGGUUGUUUGUACUUGGAAUGUCCAUCACGUCCUGGAGCCCCGUGCUUGCUAGUUUGUACGACGAUUGUUAAUCUAUAGAAUUACGUGAAUAAACAACUGUAUACCGCCGCUGGAAGCUGUUGGACGGUGGCGCUGUGCGCCUCGUUGACUGUGCGCCUCGUUGAUGUUGUACACCUCGUUGACACUGUACACCUGCCAGAGGAGACGGCGGAGUGGAGCUACGUGCU
This is a messenger RNA of Williopsis jadinii, 2156 nucleotides long. RefSeq names its product D-arabinono-1,4-lactone oxidase (gene ALO1). Lineage: Eukaryota; Fungi; Ascomycota; Saccharomycetes; Phaffomycetales; Wickerhamomycetaceae. The record is from RefSeq and is a predicted model, not a curated record. The coding region runs from base 260 to 1837 and encodes 525 amino acids. Gene Ontology annotation, molecular function: D-arabinono-1,4-lactone oxidase activity; FAD binding. The transcript is spliced from 2 exons. Gene Ontology annotation, cellular component: mitochondrion; membrane.